Molecule: messenger RNA, 1275 nt
Organism: Penicillium coprophilum
Lineage: Eukaryota; Fungi; Ascomycota; Eurotiomycetes; Eurotiales; Aspergillaceae
Product: AAR2 splicing factor family protein
Exons: 2
Coding region: 1-1275 (424 amino acids)
Biological process (GO): spliceosomal tri-snRNP complex assembly
Source: RefSeq, a predicted model, not a curated record
AUGGCCACCCACCAGCCAACCCCGACAAUACUCCUCCCGAAGCUUCCCCCGAAAACCCUAGUCGGCAUCGACCUUAUAACUUUUACAUCAACCCCCAACUUCCAUGGAAUCCGCGAUCUUUCGCCAGGAUGGCACUUCCUUUACACCGGCGCAACGGAGACCCUCUCUCUCCGCAGUGGCGCAUGGUUUUACAUCGGUGACAUCAGCACCGCGGGGAAAGGGAGCAACGACACAGCGCUCGUCGCGCAAGGCCGAAAUAAAACCCAAUCCCGAAAUGUACAAGGGACUGAGAUCUACAUAUGGAAAUGGUGCGCAGAUACAGAGUCCCUAGUAGCGCUGGACAGUGAAAGUGACUCUGCCCGCCAGGAGGGCAUGCGCUACAAGGCGAAUCUGGGUUCUGUGUGGCAGAGUGGAGGAUUAUUCAAGUAUCGCAGCCGGAUUGCCCCUUCACUGCUUGUCAAGCCCGUGACCGAAUCAAAAACAGGGGAGAAGAAUAUGGAAGAACAAGACCAACCCGAACCCCAAAUCGAAGCUCGUAUUCAGACCGAAGAUGAUGCGCAGACCGAAGAGAGCGGCCGGAGGGAUUGGUCUCGACUAACCGACCGGAUCUCACCGAACCUUUUAUCCCGCGUUAUUGGGAAUCCAGAGGUUGAUAUCGACGGUCAUCCACGAUGGGUGUUGUCAUCUGCUUCCACGGCCAACCGUGAUGCAGAUCAUAUUCCCGGCGUUGACUCGCCAGCUGAUGGAUCGGUCGAGCCGGAGUUAAAGGAGGAAGCGGAACGCGAGUUCGAAUUCAUCCCAAUUGACUUGAAGCGGACGUGGAGGGAAGGCGCGGUCGGGCGCGAACGGACUGAAGCUGCUCAGGAUCGGUCUUGGGCUCUGGGAGACUUGAUCGAUCGGGCAAUUGUGGAUAGGGAGGAUUUUAUGACUGAAGUCCUUCGGAUACUGUCGGUACAGCUGCAGCGAUGCGACGAUGUUGACGGGGGACUGUUUGAGAUCGACGGUGAUGAAGGCGGGGCUUUCUUGCGCGACCUACUCAUAAAGUUCCGUCAGUCAGUUGAUGACAUUGCUGGCGAAAUUGAAUCCAAGGUCAAGUCAGAGCUUGACAAGCUUGAAGAGUGGGUGAAGGCAGAAUAUGACUGGGAGCUGCGUCGUGGGGCUGUCGUUCACCGCGGUAUGCUCCAAUUGGAGGACGGCGAGCAGGUCGAAAUGGACUGGCACGGGGAUGACGAAGAAGACGAGACUGGAGAGUAUGCUCCAAUGAUUGUUGAGUGA